This is a messenger RNA of Letharia columbiana, 834 nucleotides long. RefSeq lists its product as uncharacterized. Bases 1 to 834 code for a protein of 277 amino acids. Lineage: Eukaryota; Fungi; Ascomycota; Lecanoromycetes; Lecanorales; Parmeliaceae. The record is from RefSeq and is a predicted model, not a curated record. Gene Ontology annotation, cellular component: nucleolus; small-subunit processome. The transcript has 2 exons. Gene Ontology annotation, biological process: rRNA processing.
AUGUCUUCAAUGCGAAAUGCAACACAGCGCCGCAAUCAUCGAGAACGAGGACAGCCAUUAGAACGAGAAGCGAGGCUGGGAAUCCUUGAGAAGCACAAGGAUUACUCGCUAAGAAGCAAAAAUCAUAAUGAAAAUAAGAAGAGACUCAAGAUUCUUAGGCAAAAGGCUGCCGAGCGAAACCCGGACGAGUUCUCCUAUGGAAUGCUGAGCAGGCAGUCGAGAAAAGGGCAGAAGUUAGCAGACCGGCAAAACCCGGUACUCGGCCAAGACGUGGUCAAAUUAUCGAAGACUCAGGACGCAGCAUAUGUCACUACUAUGCUUCAAAAGACGAAGCGGGCACGGGCAAGAUUAGAGCAGGAGUUUGUUCUAAGUGAGGACCAGGGUGCUGAAGUGCUGGGUGCGUCAUCGAGUCAGGAAACGGGAAGCCAUACGGUCUUCGUGGACAGUAGGGAGGAACAGACGCAGUACAAAGCGGCUGGAGAAUUUGCUUUUCCGCCAGGUUCUGCAACGAGAAAGCCGGGAUAUUCUUCUAUGAACGAGGAAGAGGACGACUCAGAUGGGAUGCCACUCAUGCAUUCGCCUAAAGAAGCUCCCAAGUCACGUCGUGCGGCCGAACGUCAAGAGCUUGCCUUGAAGCAAGGUAAGCUCCUGCGCAAGCAGCACAGAAAAGAGCAGAAUGCACGAAGAUCAAAGCUGGCGGCGCUAACCGCUCGGGAAAGGGACCUCUUUAAAGCGGAGAAUGAGCUGGAUCUCCAGCGAGCAAAGAUGAGCAAUAGCGUGGGCGGAACCACCAAGGCUGGGGUGAAAUGGAAGGUGAGGGAAAGGAAAAAAUAA